Pan troglodytes (chimpanzee) is the source of this 3998-nucleotide messenger RNA. It is a transcript of the gene CHPF2, whose product is annotated as chondroitin polymerizing factor 2. Bases 1539 to 3857 code for a protein of 772 amino acids. Gene Ontology annotation, molecular function: glucuronosyl-N-acetylgalactosaminyl-proteoglycan 4-beta-N-acetylgalactosaminyltransferase activity. The transcript has 4 exons. The record is from RefSeq and is a predicted model, not a curated record. NCBI's taxonomy places the organism in Eukaryota, Metazoa, Chordata, Mammalia, Primates, Hominidae. Gene Ontology annotation, cellular component: Golgi cisterna membrane.
GACGGGUGACUGACAGGCAGCGGAAGAGGAAGCUGCGGACAGGGGCUGUGAGGUGGCAGCGGCUGCAGCGGCGGAGCCGGCGCCUCAGCGGGCACUGGGGUCUGUUCCCCCUUCCCCGUCCCUGCUCCCUGCCAGGCGCGUGCGGGACGCCGCUCUUGGUCCCCACGCCUCCGCCCCGCCCCCUCCCGGGACGCCGGGAGACCCCGGCCGUCCUUUAUCCGGUGUCCGCCGGCCCCCGGCCCUGAAACCCGGGCCUCCUCCCCGAGGGCCUUGGGCGUCCCUCCUGGUCCUGCGCUCGCGGCCUCGAUGCUGUCUCUGGCGCGGCCUCCGCUCCCGCCGACUGGCCUGAGAACGAGGUCUGUGCCCCAGUCUCCCGGCCGCGACCUCCGACCCCGCCUCGCAGAACGACCCGAGCUGGUCUCCCGAGCCCCCUUCUCAGCAGCCCGGUGACGUGGCCAGUUUAUUUCUGUUUUCAGACGAACGGCGAAGACUCGCGUCGGGCCUUCGUUCUAGGGCUAGACUUGGUCUCUGAUCGCCGAGAGGUAGCGCAGGGGUCCUGUCGGAAGCUGGCCGCGCUUCUGUUUGCGUUCCCAGGACCCUGGCAUUGUCUCUAGUUGCUGCUUGUGCUCUCUCUUUGCUUUUGGUUUGCUUCAAUUGGCCCCUGGGGCCCUGGUAAAACCAGGCACCGAAUCGCUCGCACACAGUAAGAGUUCCAGUCCCCGCCUGCUGUCUCCUCAGCAGCUGGGGUUCCGAGGAGAAUGCCCUGCAAGAUGGCUCCAUCGGCCAUGGCGCUCCUGAGAGGCUGUCAGUGCUGAGUCACCGAUCUACCUCAUUCGGGUGGGCAGAAUUUAUGUGUGCCAUGCGAGUGGCUCCAGACCGCUCCUGAGUGGGAGGAGGGGUUCCUGUAGCCGUUGCGUCUUCUCAAACACGGGGAGCAGAGUAGAAAGAGGCUCUGGCCCCUUCCCUUGUGCCCACCGGGCCUGCCGCAGUGGCUCAGCAGCCCCUUCAGUAGCCCGCCUGAGGACCGAUGCCAGAGGCAGGCAUUCUUCCGGAAAGGCCCACUGAGGCAGGCUCCGGCUUCUCUGGUUGGGGGCUGUUGUUUUGAUGGAUCGUGUGUUUUUCCCUUACCUCUUAUCGCUUGCUGUCAUCUGUUGACUUAGGCCCAGUCUGCAGAUGUGUGUAGUGUUCCUUUUUGGGUUAGCUUUGGCAGUAUUGAGUUUUACUUCCUCCUCUUUUUAGUGGAAGACAGACCAUAAUCCCAGUGUGAGUGAAAUUGAUUGUUUCAUUUAUUACCGUUUUGGCUGGGGGUUAGUUCCGACACCUUCACAGUUGAAGAGCAGGCAGAAGGAGUUGUGAAGACAGGACAAUCUUCUUGGGGAUGCUGGGCCUGGAAGCCAGCCGGCCUUGCUCUGUCUUUGGCCUCAUUGACCCCAGGUUCUCUGGUUAAAACUGCAAGCCUACUACUGGCCUGGUGCCCAUCAAUCCAUUGAUCCUUGAGGCUGUGCCCCUGGGGCACCCACCUGGCAGGGCCUACCACCAUGCGACUGAGCUCCCUGUUGGCUCUGCUGCGGCCAGCCCUUCCCCUCAUCUUAGGGCUGUCUCUGGGGUGCAGCCUGAGCCUCCUGCGGGUUUCCUGGAUCCAGGGGGAGGGAGAAGAUCCCUGUGUCGAGGCUGUAGGGGACCGAGGAGGGCCACAGAAUCCAGAUUCGAGAGCUCGGCUAGACCAAAAUGAUGAAGACUUCAAACCCCGGAUUGUCCCCUACUACAGGGACCCCAACAAGCCCUACAAGAAGGUGCUCAGGACUCGGUACAUCCAGACAGAGCUGGGCUCCCGUGAGCGGUUGCUGGUGGCUGUCCUGACCUCCCGAGCUACACUGUCCACUUUGGCCGUGGCUGUGAACCGUACGGUGGCCCAUCACUUCCCUCGGUUACUCUACUUCACUGGGCAGCGGGGGGCCCGGGCUCCAGCAGGGAUGCAGGUGGUGUCUCAUGGGGAUGAGCGGCCCGCCUGGCUCAUGUCAGAGACCCUGCGCCACCUUCACACACACUUUGGGGCCGACUACGACUGGUUCUUCAUCAUGCAGGAUGACACAUAUGUGCAGGCCCCCCGCCUGGCAGCCCUUGCUGGCCACCUCAGCAUCAACCAAGACCUGUACUUAGGCCGGGCAGAGGAGUUCAUUGGCGCAGGCGAGCAGGCCCGGUACUGUCAUGGGGGCUUUGGCUACCUGUUGUCACGGAGUCUCCUGCUUCGUCUGCGGCCACAUCUGGAUGGCUGCCGAGGAGACAUUCUCAGUGCCCGUCCUGACGAGUGGCUUGGACGCUGCCUCAUUGACUCUCUGGGCGUCGGCUGUGUCUCACAGCACCAGGGGCAGCAGUAUCGCUCAUUUGAACUGGCCAAAAAUAGGGACCCUGAGAAGGAAGGGAGCUCGGCUUUCCUGAGUGCCUUCGCCGUGCACCCUGUCUCCGAAGGUACCCUCAUGUACCGGCUCCACAAACGCUUCAGCGCUCUGGAGUUGGAGCGGGCUUACAGUGAAAUAGAACAACUGCAGGCUCAGAUCCGGAACCUGACCGUGCUGACCCCCGAAGGGGAGGCAGGGCUGAGCUGGCCCGUUGGGCUCCCUGCUCCUUUCACACCACACUCCCGCUUUGAGGUGCUGGGCUGGGACUACUUCACAGAGCAGCACACCUUCUCCUGUGCAGAUGGGGCUCCCAAGUGCCCACUACAGGGGGCUAGCAGGGCGGACGUGGGUGAUGCGUUGGAGACUGCCCUGGAGCAGCUCAAUCGGCGCUAUCAGCCCCGCCUGCGCUUCCAGAAGCAGCGACUGCUCAACGGCUAUCGGCGCUUCGACCCAGCACGGGGCAUGGAGUACACCCUGGACCUGCUGUUGGAAUGUGUGACACAGCGUGGGCACCGGCGGGCCCUGGCUCGCAGGGUCAGCCUGCUGCGGCCACUGAGCCGGGUGGAAAUCCUACCUAUGCCCUAUGUCACUGAGGCCACCCGAGUGCAGCUGGUGCUGCCACUCCUGGUGGCUGAAGCUGCUGCAGCCCCGGCUUUCCUCGAGGCCUUUGCAGCCAAUGUCCUGGAGCCACGAGAACAUGCAUUGCUCACCCUGUUGCUGGUCUACGGGCCACGAGAAGGUGGCCGUGGAGCUCCAGACCCAUUUCUUGGGGUGAAGGCUGCAGCAGCUGAGUUAGAGCGACGGUAUCCUGGGACGAGGCUGGCCUGGCUCGCUGUGCGAGCAGAGGCCCCUUCCCAGGUGCGACUCAUGGACGUGGUCUCGAAGAAGCACCCUGUGGACACUCUCUUCUUCCUUACCACCGUGUGGACAAGGCCUGGGCCCGAAGUCCUCAACCGCUGUCGCAUGAAUGCCAUCUCUGGCUGGCAGGCCUUCUUUCCAGUCCAUUUCCAGGAGUUCAAUCCUGCCCUGUCACCACAGAGAUCACCCCCAGGGCCCCCGGGGGCUGGCCCUGACCCCCCCUCCCCUCCUGGUGCUGACCCCUCCCGGGGGGCUCCUAUAGGGGGGAGAUUUGACCGGCAGGCUUCUGCGGAGGGCUGCUUCUACAACGCUGACUACCUGGCGGCCCGAGCCCGGCUGGCAGGUGAACUGGCAGGCCAGGAAGAGGAGGAAGCCCUGGAGGGGCUGGAGGUGAUGGAUGUUUUCCUCCGGUUCUCAGGGCUCCACCUCUUUCGGGCCGUAGAGCCAGGGCUGGUGCAGAAGUUCUCCCUGCGGGACUGCAGCCCACGGCUCAGUGAAGAACUCUACCACCGCUGCCGCCUCAGCAACCUGGAGGGGCUAGGGGGCCGUGCCCAGCUGGCUAUGGCUCUCUUUGAGCAGGAGCAGGCCAAUAGCACUUAGCCCGCCUGGGGGCCCUAACCUCCUUACCUUUCCUUUGUCUGCCUCAGCCCCAGGAAGGGCAAGGCAAGAUGGUGGACAGAUAGAGAAUUGUUGCUGUAUUUUUUAAAUAUGAAAAUGUUAUUAAACAUGUCUUCUGCCAAA